AUGGACAAUGGGGCAGCGUUCCGUUCGGAAGUUUUUCGGUCAAUGUUGGAUAAGUGGAACACUAGGCAAUAUUAUAGAGCAGCGUACAGGCCUAGUGGAAAUGGUAUCGUAGAACGAAACCACCGAACUAUAAAAGUCAUUGCCGAGAGAGGAGGGAUAUCGCCUGCAGAAGCAGUAUUUUGGUAUAAUAUGUCGCCUAAAUCUGGCCAACGUGAAGACACUGUCCCGCACAGAGCAGUUUACAUAUACCAAUGGAGGCAUCCUAGAGUUGCACCAUGUUUAACACGCUCUGACGGCCCUGAAUCUAUACGGAUUGGAGAGGAGGUUCUGGUCAAGCCAACUGGAGCCCGCUGCACGACAAAAUGGACAAGAGGAAUGGUUACCGGGGCACAGUCGCGCAACAAUGUUGAGGUGGACGUGUCACUUGUUCAUCAUAUCUCUAUCUAUCUAUCUAUCUAUCUAUCUAUCUAUCUAUCUAUCUGUGUGUGUUUGUGCAUAUGCAAUGGUAUUUGA
Acanthosepion pharaonis is the source of this 513-nucleotide messenger RNA. NCBI's taxonomy places the organism in Eukaryota, Metazoa, Mollusca, Cephalopoda, Sepiida, Sepiidae. The record is from the annotation of a GenBank genome assembly.